Soboliphyme baturini is the source of this 1593-nucleotide messenger RNA. The record is from the annotation of a GenBank genome assembly. Lineage: Eukaryota; Metazoa; Nematoda; Enoplea; Dioctophymatida; Soboliphymatidae.
AUGAUUUGUUUGGCAGCACAAAAGUCGCAUGAUGAAGAAGAUUCAGUCAUCGCGCUGAUAACUUGGGGUUUCUUUUUUCCACUGCUGUUGUUUACUGUAUACAAGAUCGGCGAGAAUGCCAAAUGGGGCGUGAUUAGGCGUGUCAAAAGCAUUUUGAAAGAUAUGAGUGAAAAAGCAAAACCGUAUACAGAGUCCCGAGGCAGCGAAGAGUGGUCUGCUAGUGAAAUCACCGGCAGCAAGGAAAAGUCAGUGGGCUCGGAUGUCCAGAUCACUCAACGUACUACCUCCACAGAAUCACGUACAUCUGGAUCAUCAUCUGAUGAAGAGGCAAACAUUGUAAAGGAAAAACGAAGUUCUGUGAUAAUUCGGAAACCGUCAACUUCGCUCAGUAAUGCCCUGGAGUCAUUGGAAAACGGAAGGCCAGUUCUGUUCAAGCUUUCCGUGUCGCAUACCAAAAUGCCUCACAGAAAAGUCAAGAAAGUUACCAAAGAAGGGUAUAGUGGUGCUCAUGAUUUGAAAAGUAGCGAAACGAUCGAUGCCGAGAGCAAACUGAAACAAAAGGUAACCUCACAACCUCUCAAAUCGCUGCAAGGCAAAGGAACCAAAAAGCGUCUUCACGUUAAAGAGGACAUGCAGCUCGCAACAGGCAAUUCUGCAGCAGCAUUGGAUCUCAGAAAAAAGCAAAAAUUGGCAGCACCAUCGUUGGCAUCUGCGGAAGGAGCAAAAAGGGAAGACCGAAUGCCUGGAGGCGAGCAGACAUCCUCCAUGGCAGCAGCAGGACAUUCUUCUGUUGCUUCUAGGCAGGAGGAACUAACGAAGCAAAGAAAACAGGCACUGCAAUCAUCUGCAAGCAGCAGCAAAGAUUCGAAGACUACCGAAAGUGCUGAAAGUAGUAUAACAAGUGCGAAAUUGGCCAGCUCGGUGGGUAGCCGUCAGCUUGAUUCUUCUUCCAGCGACGCUUCCAUAACCGGAAGGCGAAGUCCCAUAUCAGACAGCAGUAUAUCCACUUCCAAGACGAGUCAAGAGAAAGGCAAGGUUUGUGCCGCGGUUUUUAGCGACGAAAUAAAAUCGAUGUCAAUGGAUAAUUCUGCCAGCAAUGCACAUGGCUUAAGGACCCGAAGAACACUCGAAACAGGCAAAACAAUGGCAGAAACUGUUGGCUUAAUGGAAAGCGAAAUGGGAUCUUGCCUUUCACAGAUGAUCAUCAUAGCGGCGGUUGUCUCUUCAGCGUUCUGUUCUUACGAAUGUUUCACGGUGGAAGGAAAUGUGCAAUGCGGAAAAGACAUGAGCAAAGUAUCGAAUGUCACCGUAGAAAUGAUGGACAAGGAUAUUCCAUUACUUCAUCACUUUGAUGAAAAAAUGGGGGCCGUGAAAACGGAUCAGAGGGGAUAUUUCAUCAUAAACGGAUGCGGUGCAGAUAUCGAUACACGGUUAUACACGAAUCGUCCUGAUCCGUACCUGAAGAUUUUUCAUUACUGUACUCGACCAGAAGGCGAAACACUCGUAACCUUUCCAUCGAUCCGACCUGGAAAUUCGAUUAAUCACGUUGGUACCAUCGUACUAGACGAAAGGCCAACGAUUGUUAAAUGGUAG